Molecule: messenger RNA, 986 nt
Organism: Pistacia vera
Lineage: Eukaryota; Viridiplantae; Streptophyta; Magnoliopsida; Sapindales; Anacardiaceae
Exons: 2
Coding region: 127-891 (254 amino acids)
Source: RefSeq, a predicted model, not a curated record
AAAAAAUCUUUAUGCGUUGCCUUUUUGGAAUGCCACCGUUUGAAUUAUUCCCUCGAAAGUUCUCUAAAUCAAAAAUCUCCGCCCUUUUUUCACCUUAUGACAUAAAUUAGGGCUCCAAUUUUGACCAUGGCUCAAGGGGAUGAGAUGAUGGAAGGGUCUAUUUCUUCGCUUAUUGUUGAAUCUUUGCAGUCUAAUCAGAGCGGAGAUGUGCUUUCCCCGGAAGAUUUAGCCUGGGUUGAUUCUUGCCUGAUUAAAGAUGCUGAAGUUUCAGAUAGUAGCUGGAAUGCUCUGAAAGAUGCUUUACUAGAAAUUGUUAGUUCUGAGCCUGUAUCCAUUUCCUAUUCUGCAGCUGGAAGUGGUGGUUCUCCCAGAGAAACUGACAUUAUGAUACAUACUCCAAGUAAAGAGGCAGAAACUGCGAAGUUCCCAGUAACAAAUGAUAAUGAUGGUGUUGUUCCAAUCCUUGUGGACUCAGAAACAAACAGUGAUAGUUAUCCAAUUAAACAGAAUAAUGGUAUUUCACUUUCACCAGUUUUUCAGGGUGAUGAUGCUACAGAAACUUUUGUCGGAGAUCCUUUUCUACCAAGUUACAAGGAGGGCAGGGAAAUUUACAAGGAUGGCAAGAGAGAGAGUGAAACCAUUGGUUCCGGGCUUGAUUUAGAUCCUUCAGCAGUUGAAUUGGAACCCUUGUCAGAGGAUAUAUUCAAGGUCUGGGAUUUGGGUGUUUCAGCUGAGGAAGAAGAGCUUUUUACACAAUUGAACAAGGCCCUUUCAGAGAAUACUUUUCAAUCAACAUCAUCAGCCUUUGAUGAUUCGGGGUCAUGGAAGGACUUGAAAGAUGAUUCACUCGAUAACUUGAUUGCUGGCAUUGCUGAUCUCUCCUUGAAUUAAGAUUCUCAUUAAUUAUUCGAGUUUUAGUAGAAUCUUGACAGCUAUGUAAAUUAAGUAGAUAAUUGACAACCAUGCGAAUCCGUUCUGCUCCAUGA